Molecule: messenger RNA, 1251 nt
Organism: Chaetomium globosum CBS 148.51
Lineage: Eukaryota; Fungi; Ascomycota; Sordariomycetes; Sordariales; Chaetomiaceae
Exons: 1
Coding region: 1-1251 (416 amino acids)
Source: RefSeq, a predicted model, not a curated record
AUGGUUUCUCGCACCCUCUCUCGCCUUGCCAUUAGGCAGGCCGAUGAACAAAGGCUUUCCCCCGUGGGACACUCAAGGUUGCCCCGGAUCCACCACGACUUUGGGCCAGGCGACUCUCUGGGCAUCUACAUUGACCAACGCCUCCCUCCCAUCUCGACUCUUCUCGGGGACCUUCUGCCGCCGCCCACGCAGCACCAGCAUUACCCGAGUUUCCCCCCCCCACCACUUCCAUCUCCCGUCGGGGCCUCCCCGUCCCUCUUCUCCGCCCCUUAUCCAAGCUGGUCGACGCUCCCUCCCCGUGCACAGUCCGUGUCAGGCCAUUACCCGGGUUACAUACCCCCUUCCCCAGCUCUCGGCCCGCGGCGAGCAUCAAGCGACUGCAUCAGCGCGGGUAUCGACAAAACACCCCGCUCCUACUCGGUUCCAACACGCACCCCCUUCCGCCACCGCCGUGCCAGCCCCGACUGUGACCGGCAAAGGCGCAGCACCAAGGACCUUGCCCGCCUCCGCCGCAGUUCCUCCUCAGACUCCAACCCCGACGAUCAUUCCAAGACCCCCAGCACCCCAACCAGCCAUAUCCCAACUCCGCCCAACGGAAGGGGCGGGACAAAGCCACCACCACGACGCAAAACUAAACCCACCACCACCACCACUCCUAAACCCGAGAACAACAACGAACCCGCAAAAACAAGCAAGCGCAACAACCAACCCUACACCUUUGAGCAGGAAGCCUUCUUCGUCUACCACCGCGUCGACCUCGACCUGCCGUGGUCCGAGGUCUGCCGCGCCUACAUGGCCCGCUGGCCCGCCAUCCCCCGCAGCGUCAGCGGCCUGGAAUGCGCCUACUACCGCACCAACGCCCAUCUGCCUGUGGUGGCGCCCGAUGGCGGGUUGGUGUUGGUGGAUUUGGCCGAGAUUGCGGGUGGUGAGGGUGGCGGUGGUGCUGGGGGGGAGAUGCUUACGCCGCCGGGUUCGCCGGGUGCGGCUGGUGUGGUCCGGUCGGAGGUGGGCGGGGAGAUGGCCGGCGAGACGAUGGGUGGGGAUAAGGAUGGGGCGGAGGAGGGAGAGGAAGGGGAUGCUAAAAGGGAGUGGUACAAGAUGUACCGCGGCGUGGCCUACCGCACCCGCCAGGUCAAGUGUAGCAAGGCGCGCUUUCCGUUGAUGGAGCGGUUCCCCGAGGAGCUGGUUGAUGAGCGCAAUGAUUGGGUUCGGCCCGAGCACCGUGCCGAGGCGAGGGUUCUUGGUGAGUAA